Elaeis guineensis (African oil palm) is the source of this 1131-nucleotide messenger RNA. Its product is annotated as probable 3-beta-hydroxysteroid-Delta(8),Delta(7)-isomerase. NCBI's taxonomy places the organism in Eukaryota, Viridiplantae, Streptophyta, Magnoliopsida, Arecales, Arecaceae. Gene Ontology annotation, cellular component: membrane; endoplasmic reticulum. The record is from RefSeq and is a predicted model, not a curated record. Gene Ontology annotation, biological process: sterol biosynthetic process. Gene Ontology annotation, molecular function: steroid Delta-isomerase activity; C-8 sterol isomerase activity; cholestenol delta-isomerase activity.
GAAGAUCCGGACCGUGUCUUUCCUCCCUUAAGACCCCCGCCGCUCGCUCUCCCAUUCGGACCAUACUCCGUCUGAACGCAGCACAGGAGAAGAGAGGACUCGGCAAUGGCGACGGCGUUCGAGCACCCAUACGUGCCAAAAGAACUACACCUCCCGGGCUACGUCCCAUGCUUCCUCUCCCAGAAGGACAUCCUCGUUCCAUACCUCGCCACCUCCGUCGUUGGCGUCGCCCUCAUCUGGCUCUUCUCCGGGCGUUUGUCAAAGAUAUCAAAGACUGAUAGGCUGCUUAUGUGCUGGUGGGCAUUUACUGGUCUGACUCACAUUAUCCUUGAGGGCUAUUUUGCUUUCUCUCCAGAGUUUUACAAGAAAAAGACUCCACACUUUUUGGCUGAAGUCUGGAAGGAAUACAGCAAAGGUGACUCCAGAUAUGCAGCAAGAGAUGCUGGAGUGGUUACUGUUGAAGGAAUCACUGCUGUCAUAGAGGGUCCAGCUAGCAUUCUUGCUGUGUAUGCUAUAGCUUCAAGAAAACCAUACAGUCAUAUUCUUCAAUUUGCAAUAUGUCUUGGCCAGCUUUAUGGAUGUCUGGUAUAUUUCAUAACUGCAUUAUUGGAAGGUGACGACUUCUCAGCAAGCCGGUAUUACUAUUGGGCAUACUACAUCGGGGCAAACGGCUCUUGGGUCGUCAUACCAGCACUCAUUGCAAUCAGGAGUUGGAAGAAGAUUAGUGCAGCAUUUCAAAUUGAAAAGAAGACAAAGACUCGAUGAGGAAGGAUCCACUGCAAGGAUCUUGGGGAGUAUAAAAUUCCAAAUUUCCAGUGAAUCACCUCCAUAUUUGUGGUUUUAAUGCUCUUUGUGGUACCAGAUUCCAUCGAUGAAACUGUUGCAUUACUGUGGUGGGAAUUUAUUUAUUUGGUGGAUUUGUGAUGCCACAGAAGCUUUGUUGCUCAAAUUUAGCUCAGAAUUGCAUAAGAUUCGAAGCAUGCGACAUUCUUAAUAUGAUGGCAUGAGGAAACUAGCCAUCUGAUGGUGUCUAUUUUGGGAAAUGCAAGUUACUGUGAUAUUAUCCCUGACCAUAUUUCUUGUAUCAGGAAAAUAAAAAGAAAAAAAUCACAUGAAUAUGGUGGAAGUACU